Fukomys damarensis (Damara mole-rat) is the source of this 1609-nucleotide messenger RNA. It is a transcript of the gene Knstrn, whose product is annotated as kinetochore localized astrin (SPAG5) binding protein. NCBI's taxonomy places the organism in Eukaryota, Metazoa, Chordata, Mammalia, Rodentia, Bathyergidae. Gene Ontology annotation, cellular component: centriolar satellite; kinetochore; microtubule plus-end. Bases 23 to 925 code for a protein of 300 amino acids. The record is from RefSeq and is a predicted model, not a curated record. Gene Ontology annotation, biological process: mitotic sister chromatid segregation; spindle organization; regulation of attachment of spindle microtubules to kinetochore. The transcript has 9 exons.
CUGCUCGAACUUUCCGUACAACAUGAAGGCUCCCGGGGCCGCUGUGCAGGGCAGAGUCUUCCGUACAACAGGGCCGCCUACGGAGCAGACGCCACGCCCCCUUCCGCCUGGCCACCGGAAGUUUCCAUUUAAAACCGAGGCGGCAGAGCUAGCGGCCCAUUUGGCGGUUGCUGCAGAAAAUCUUUUGAACUCGAGCGACGGGGAUUGUGGACCAGAGCGGUGGGUCCCUGGGACCCAGCCGUACCCAGACACCAUGACCAGUGUGGCGAAGACCGUGUUUUCCCUUGCAGAUACAAAAACUCGAGCCACUUCUAAGAGCCUGAUACCUGUUAAAUCCAAAGACAUCGACAUUUCCAAAAAUCAUCAUUCAGACAAUGAUACAACGAAAAUCACCAAACCAAAACGAGAGAAUAGGCAGAUGAAAGCUGCAGAGCCCACCAUUAAGAGGAACAUACGAAAGAGCUGCAGGCCAUCAAGGGAACAAAAAUCAGAGGAAGAGCUGAAAGAUAAGAACGAGCUCUUAGAGACUGUCAACAAGCAGUUGCACCAGAAGUUGGUUAAAACUCAGGGAGAGCUGAAGGACCUAACCCAGAAGGUGGAGCUGCUGGAGAAGUUUCAGGACAACUGUUUAGCAGUUUUAGAGCGCAAAGGUCUUAACCCAGGCAGCAACACCCUGGCAUCACAGCAGGAAGCCACUAUGGACCACAUGGACUCUGUGCUGCUGUUAGAAACUUUACAAGAUGAGCUGAAGCUAUUUAAUGAAACAGCCAAGAAGCAGAUGGAGGAGUUACAGGCCUUAAAAGUAAAGUUGAAGAUGAAAGAAGAAGAACGGGCCCAAUUCCUAGAGCAGCGAACUUUAUAUAAGCGACAAGUUACUGACUUUACAAAAGCGCUGGAGGAAAUGGAGCAGCUAUUGGAGAUGUAAUCAAAGGACAGCGGCCUGAUGGCUCCUUCUCAGGGAUGAACUCUGAGGAAGCCACUUAGGACAUCUUGGCCAUAGACUCCUAUGACUCACUGUCUUCAGGGUGAAAACAGUUUGAGGAAUCAGAUUAGGGCAGUUUAUUGCUGCAAUAGCAGCUUCUCCAUUAAGCAAGUUCUCUUGUCUUUAGACUGGUCAACUCUCCGGAGCCUCACAGUAGAUAACAGAGGCUACAAGAGAGGGACCGGGAAGCUUGAUCCACCUCCAAGGCCUCUCCGACACACGUUAGAUCAGGAGAUGAGAGCCAAGCGUAGGGGCACACAUCUGAUCCAAGCAUGGGGGAGGCUGAGGCAGGCAGAGGAUCCCUUGAGCUAAGGAGUUCAAGGUAAGCUUUGCGACACAGCAAGAUGGCGACUGAGCAUACAGAUCAGGAAACUACACCAGCCAGGACCUAGGCGGUCACAGACAGAUUUGCAGAAGGAAACCCUUGAUUACAAUUGGAGUGCGUUAAUUCCACGGGAGACAACACUUGAGAAGCCACACUGUCCUCUUCUUUCUUGUGAUGCGUUGUGUCCCAUCGUGGUUGGGCUCUGCACUUCAUUGAAAGUUAUGAACUUGAAGUUGCAUGAAGGUUUUUUGCUUAAUAAAUGGGAUGAAGGUAUCAAUAACAGUGCCUGAAAAAAAUACAUU